AGUAUUGACAGCAGUCACUACCACCCAACUAACAACCCGACCAGCCACCAACGUUUAUGUGCGAGCGACCACAAACCCAUCAACUACCCUUCUCUUCCCUCCUCAUUACAUAUCGCCCUUCCACCAAAUCAAUCCCUCAUCCUCGUUCUUAUCGCCCUCAUCUAAUCUCCCAUCUCUGUGUGCGACUACAGAAAUCUCUGGGUGAUUUGAGAUGGCGAGGAAGAAGAUCAGAGAGUAUGAUUCAAAGAGACUCCUAAAGCAGCAUUUGAAGAGACUCGCUGGGAUCGAUCUCCAGAUCUGCUCUGCACAGGUGAACGAAACCACAGACUUCACAGAGUUAACAAACAAAGAGCAAUGGCUUUCAUCUUCAAAACUUGUGGUGAAACCAGACAUGUUGUUUGGUAAACGUGGGAAGAGUGGUUUGGUAGCUCUGAAUUUAGAUUUGGCUCAGGUUGCUGAUUUUGUAAAAGGACGUUUAGGUGUUGAGGUUGAAAUGGAGGGAUGUAAAGCUCCGAUAAGCACGUUCAUUGUUGAACCGUUUGUCCCCCAUGAUCAAGAGUUCUAUCUUUCCAUUGUGUCUGAAAGGCUUGGAUCCACAAUUAGCUUUUCAGAAUGUGGGGGUAUAGAAAUUGAAGAGAAUUGGGACAAGGUCAAAACUGUGUUCAUCCCAACUGACAAACCUAUGUCACUGGAAGUAUGUGCCCCAUUGAUUGCUACCCUUCCAUUGGAGAUUCGAGGAAAAAUAGGUGAUUUCAUCAUUGGAGUAGUUUCUGUAUUUGAAGAUCUUGAUUUCUCUUUCAUCGAGAUGAAUCCAUUUACUCUUGUCAAUGGAGAACCGUAUCCUCUUGAUAUGAGAGGAGAGUUGGAUGAUACUGCUGCCUUCAAGAAUUUUAAAAAGUGGGGCGAUAUUGAAUUUCCUCUUCCUUUUGGACGAGUUAUGUCUCCAACUGAAAGCUUUGUUCAUGCAUUGGAUGAAAAGACAAGUGCAUCUCUGAAAUUUACAGUCUUGAAUCCAAAGGGAAGAAUAUGGACCAUGGUGGCUGGAGGUGGUGCAAGUGUAAUUUAUGCCGACACUGUUGGAGAUUUGGGUUAUGCAUCAGAGCUGGGUAACUAUGCUGAAUAUAGUGGAGCACCAAAUGAAGAGGAAGUGCUGCAAUAUGCUAGAGUUGUUAUUGAUUGUGCAACUGCAGAUCCUAAUGGACGUAAAAGAGCCCUUCUUAUAGGAGGUGGUAUUGCAAACUUUACUGAUGUAGCCGCUACUUUCAGUGGAAUCAUUCGGGCACUCAGAGAGAAGAAAUCUAAGCUAAUUGCAUCGAGGAUGCACAUAUAUGUUAGGAGGGGCGGUCCCAAUUAUCAAACCGGGCUCGCAAAGAUGCGUGCAUUGGGUGAGGAACUUGGUGUUCCUCUUGAGGUUUAUGGACCUGAGGCUACAAUGACUGGAAUUUGCAAGCAGGCGAUCGAUUGUGUCAUGUCCGAAGCAUAAACAACUCAAAGAAAAAACUUCUCCUUUUCGAAUUAGCUUCCUUUUUAAUGUUUUCAUCGUCAAACUAUUGCAACAUUUUGUCAUAAGAGGACCCAUGUCGAAUAAAUGUUUUUGCUUUGCUUCUUUAAUUAAAUAAGGACGUUAUUUCUUUUAAGAUGUGGUUGAUGAAUCUUUGUAGUAAGUAAAAUUUCAUGUGAUUUAUCCUCUA
Molecule: messenger RNA, 1691 nt
Organism: Impatiens glandulifera
Lineage: Eukaryota; Viridiplantae; Streptophyta; Magnoliopsida; Ericales; Balsaminaceae
Product: ATP-citrate synthase alpha chain protein 2
Exons: 12
Coding region: 212-1483 (423 amino acids)
Biological process (GO): succinyl-CoA metabolic process; tricarboxylic acid cycle
Cellular component (GO): succinate-CoA ligase complex
Molecular function (GO): succinate-CoA ligase (ADP-forming) activity
Source: RefSeq, a predicted model, not a curated record